UUUAAUUUCACACGAGAGUCACAAUAUUCCCUAUUUUUUGCACCGAUGUUACAAUCACAAGAGCUAUCAGAGAUACUUCAGCUAGACCGGAGUAAAGGAUUGAUUUAAAAUUACUUGUUGCACCAAGUGAAGUAAUAAAUUGGUGUCCACCCGAUCCUCAGUCGAAAUAAUCUCUAAAAAAUUAAUCGAUCCUCUUCCCAUCCUCAUUAGUCCAAGUGAUCACAAUUCGAUUCGAUGUCAUCUCGUCUCCAUCCACCGGAAUAAAUUACAUAAUCCAAAAUGCAGAUGUGUGGUAAAUGAAUGUGAAUAAUUCCUCCCACCCACCGUAAAAAUCAUCGUGCGAAGAAGACAUUUGAUAAUAAUCAAUAGACAAUGAGUAGUUGUGAGUAAAAAUGUAAGCCCAGAAUUACCUGUGUUGAAUGAUAAAUCUAAAAAUAGAUGCUGGGUUGAGAUUUCGAGUGUAGGUACUUGCACUGGGAAAUAAUCCAUGAUUGUUUAACGAAAAAUGAACGACGUAAAUAAACCAAUAAGUUCCUAACCCUCGAUGAGUGAUGAAUUGAUUGGAAAUUAGUUGGAAUAAUUCAAAUAAUGCACCACCAUUCUUUUGGAUCGUCAAAAGGAGAUGCCCUGUGCCCUCUAGGCUUUCACCCACAAGUCAGAUGGCCAACAAGAUGUAAACGCUGCUUCAGAGACUACAAGGAUCAUGCUGGUAAGCGGAAUCCAGGACUCCAAGGAGCCAUCACAUCAUCAACCCCGAGUCUGUCCAAAUGGGAAUCAUCACCUGGACGCUCGAGUGACAGCUCGGAGAGCAAGAGGACGUGGGCGUCAACAUCAAAUUUGUCGAAGGAUGAGUCUUCCAAGGCAAAUCAACUGCCCGCAGAGGAGUGGAGCAAUUCGGCUGUUGAUAUUUCCAGUAGAGAUGUCCAAAUAAGUGAUAACAGACCCAGGAGUUAUGUGGGAUCAGCCUCUGACAGUGCGGCAUCAUUUCGUCGUCAUUCCGUCGAUGAAACUGCACUUUUUCCGAAUGAUCGGUCUGAGGUGAAGCACCAGACACUCCAGAUAAGACAGGUCAUUGAUAAAAGCUCCAGUGGCUCGGAAAAUGAUGUUGCUUUUAUCGUCCAGGUGAGUAAGAAUAAGCAGAAUGUGGAGAAGGGAGGGGAAAAGGCAGAUGGAAAGAGGGAAAUUGACAGGCUAAAGGAUCAAUUAGCUGAAAUGAAGGUACGCUGUGAGAGGGUGGAGCGUGAAAAAGGUGAAAUAUUACUGAGAAGAUUAGCCACGAUGGACUCUGUAUCUUCCAAGACUGCCAAGAAUGCUGAAGUGUCGCGUCUACAAAAAUCGGUUAAAGAAUUGCAGUCGAAAAAUGAAGCCUUGAGCGAUGAAAAAGGAACACUCUUAACGAAGAUUAAGAAUCUGGAGAGGGAAACGGCGACCAGGAAUGGCACCACCAGGGGUGAACGGGAGAGAUCCACCACCGAGGAUCUCAAGUCUAAACUCAAGGCUGCUGAGACACUUUGUGAAAAUCUUAUGGAUGAGAAUGAGGAUAUGAAAAAGGAAAUUAGAGAGUUGGAGGAGGAAAUCUAUGAGAUGCAGGAUAAUUUCAGGGAAGAACAAGCCGAUGAGUACACGAAUCUGCGAAAAAAACUUGAGCAGUCGAAUAAGAAUUGCCGAAUCCUCUCAUUCAAACUCCGGAAAAUAGAACGCAAAGCGGAACAACUGGAGACGGAGAAAACGGAUUUUGAAACAAAAUAUCAAGGGGUAAAAAGUAUGGAGGAAAAUUUAAAGAAAUUAGCAGUGGAUCUGAAAGCGAAGGGAUUGGGCAAAUCAACUGGCUACACCACGAAUGCCCAAUUGAAAAAAAUGAUGGAGGACAUGGAGAGAGAUUUGGGUAAUAUUUUUGGAGGUAAUGCAGUACCCACGGGCAAUGACAUGCCAAAUAUGUCAGAGCAAGACGCGAGUUCUAAAUACGAUAAAUUGUACAAGGAGCAUGAAAUAUUGCAGGCAAAAUUGGAUAAGGCGUUGAAAAGUCUCGCCGGGAAUAAGGACGUGGCCAAGCCAUCAGAGACGAGCAAGGCUGAGAUCCAAAAUUUGAAAAAGAAAUUGAACGAGGCAACGGCCGGUCGUGAGAACGAUCGUAAAACCUGGGAAUCGGAAAAAAUAAAACUCGACGAGGAAAAGGAAAAUUUGAAAUCAAAAUUGCUGUCGCUGUCCGCUGAAAAAUUGAAGGUUUACAAUGAAGUGCUGGAGUUGAAGAAGGACUUGCAGACAGCAAAAUCUACCGAGAAAAAUAAUGUUAAAACUGAAAUAGCUCUGACUGAAUUGAAAAAGGAACUGAAUGCCGAACACGAUAGGUGUAAAAAGCUGCAGGAGGAAUUGUCAGUAUCAAGUGAGAGAGAGAGUAAAAUGUCAAAGGAUUUAGCAUCAGUAGAGCAAGCGAAAGGAUUAACCGAGAGUGAAUUGAAACGCAUUAAAUCUGAAUUUGAUAAUUCAAAGUCGUCGAUGGCAAUGAAGAUAGCGAAAUUGACAGGAGAGCUCAUGGAAGUUAUAAGAGAUCGGGAUAAAUGGAAGGUUCAGAUGGAGGAGGAUAAAGCUGCUAAAGACACUGAGGUGGGAAGUCUCAAAAAAAAAAUGGCAGCCCUUGAGAAAGCGGAGAGCAAUGUGAAAAAAAUGAAUGAGAUGAAGCAAAACUACAACGAAAAAAUAACAAUUCUCGAGGAGGAAUUGCAAAAAGGUCAGAAGUUGUAUGAUGAAUUGCAGCUGAAGCACGCGAAUCUGCAGGACGAUAAAAAAAAUAUAGAGAGCGAGAAAGAAGCCUUCCACAAAAAACUAGCGGAGUAUCAGGUUAAACUGGAAAUGACGAAAGAGCGGCUGGAAAGCUCGGAGAAACUUCAAAAAUCCAGAGAGGAUAAUUGGAGCGAUGAGAGACGUCGACUCCAGGUACUGCAGUGUGAUCUCCUGGAGUUGCGAGACGCUCACGCCAAGUUGAGAACGAGCAAUGAGAAGAUGAGGAGAGAAAAGGAGCGUCACGAGAGGGAACGAGAAGAGCUCAAGGAUAUUAUUGCGAGUAAACGUCGGUUGGAGCAUAACGAAGCGAGAAACAUGAAUAUUCUACUGCGACAGGUCGACGAUCUGAUGAAACUAUUCCCAGAGCUCAGUAGCAAAGCAGAGAGCACCAAUGCAUCAGAUACUUACACACCUACACCACCGAGAAGGACCAAGGGACCAAAGUCCAGAGAGUCAUCACCAAUGCUCGAUACCAAAGACGACAGCUUCAAAGGAUCCUCCAAUAAUGUCAGUGGAAGAACAGACAAGUUGGAAUACACUAUUAGGAAACUCAUAGACGUCGCCAAGGAGAUGAAUGAGGCGAAACGCUCCAUGGAGAGUGAGAGCUCAUCCAGAAAGAAACUUGGAAAACGGGCGAGUUCUAUCGAUAAUGACAGUGGGCAUGGGUCCUCCUCGAGUCGUUCGAAGGCCAGUCUCAAACGGAAAAGUCUGUCGUUAGAACAAACCUCUGGGAAAAAUGAUCAAGCGAUAUGGGGAACUGACAGCAAUCUCUCCAGUAUGGGGUCUCUCGAUUCCGAUGCCGAUUCUCGUCGAUUUGGUAACCAGAGGGACUCAAGUGUCGAUAGUCGCCUGUCCGGUGGUUCUACGAAAAGUGAAAUGCUCCAUCGUGAUAAAAAGCACAACAAGAACAUAAUAAGAAAAAUAACAACAAAAUUGACAAAAUCAGCGAGCGUGGACGAUCCAAACAGUUCGUUUGAUUUUUCACUCCAGACUUCCGGCUCUGAGGCGAGCAUAAUAGAAGACACUCACAAAGUCGAGAAGAAGAAUCUGAAGAAAAAACUCAGUGACAUGUUUAAACGAGGCUCCAAGAGCAAUGGGUUGGAGAAAAAGCCAUCGGAAGGCAGUAGACCCCCCUCCAGGUCGUCAAACGCAUGAAAAACACGGAGAAGCNACACGUUGACUAAAUGAUGAUCCUAUUCACAGCUAUUCCUAGUCAGAAACCAGUUUAAAAAAGACACAGAAAUGUGCAUUAUCAUUAGCAUUUACCUUCACCACUGUCCAAGGACUUCACUCCUUAUCAACGUGUACAUAUCAGUGAUGGAAUGACAAAUAAACAGUCAAGA
Fopius arisanus is the source of this 4124-nucleotide messenger RNA. Its product is annotated as centrosomal protein of 290 kDa. The record is from RefSeq and is a predicted model, not a curated record. The transcript is spliced from 18 exons. The coding region runs from base 589 to 3936 and encodes 1115 amino acids. Lineage: Eukaryota; Metazoa; Arthropoda; Insecta; Hymenoptera; Braconidae.